AUGGUAGUCCCAGCCUGCGUGCUAGCGUUCUGCUUUGCGGUCGUGGCCGCAGCUACCUCUGAGCCACCCGGCCCAGAGCAGCGAGUCGUGCGGAGACCGGCAGAGAUCGCAGGGCCUGAGCCUAGCCAGCAGGAGCAGGUGGCCUUUGGCAUUGGGGACACCGUGGAGCUAAGCUGCCAUCCUCCUGGAGGUGCCCCGACAGGCCCCACUGUCUGGGCUAAGGAUGGCACAGGGCUGGUGGCCUCCCGCCGUGUCUUGGUGGGUCCCCAGAGGCUCCAGGUGCUGAAUGCCUCGCAUGAGGAUGCGGGGGUCUACAGCUGCCAGCAUCGGCUCUCUCAGCGUGUGCUGUGCCACUUCAGUGUGCGUGUGACAGAUGCUCCAUCUUCAGGAGAUGACGAAGAUGGGGAGGACAUGGCUGAGGAUACAGGGGCCCCUUACUGGACUCGGCCAGAGCGUAUGGACAAGAAACUGCUGGCUGUGCCAGCAGCAAACACUGUACGCUUCCGCUGCCCGGCUGCUGGCAACCCUACCCCCUCCAUCUCCUGGCUGAAGAAUGGCAAAGAAUUCCGAGGGGAGCAUCGCAUAGGGGGCAUCAAGCUUCGGCACCAGCAGUGGAGUCUGGUCAUGGAGAGCGUGGUGCCCUCUGAUCGUGGCAACUAUACCUGCGUGGUAGAGAACAAGUUUGGCAGCAUCCGGCAGACAUACACUCUGGAUGUGCUGGAGCGUUCCCCACACCGGCCCAUCCUGCAGGCUGGGCUGCCAGCCAACCAGACGGCCGUCCUGGGCAGUGACGUGGAGUUCCACUGCAAGGUGUACAGCGAUGCACAGCCACACAUCCAGUGGCUGAAGCAUGUGGAAGUGAAUGGCAGCAAAGUGGGCCCUGAUGGCACACCCUACGUCACUGUACUCAAGUCCUGGAUCAGUGAGAAUGUGGAGGCAGACGCACGCCUCCGCCUGGCCAAUGUGUCGGAGCGGGACGGGGGCGAGUACCUCUGUCGAGCCACCAAUUUCAUAGGCGUGGCUGAGAAGGCCUUUUGGCUGCGUGUUCACGGGCCUCAAGCAGCUGAGGAGGAGCUGAUGGAAGUCGAUGAGGCUGGCAGUGUGUACGCGGGCAUCCUCAGCUAUGGGGUGGGAUUCUUCCUCUUCAUCCUGGUGGUGGCAGCUGUGACACUCUGUCGCCUUCGCAGUCCCCCAAAGAAGGGCCUGGGCUCACCCACCGUGCACAAGGUCUCUCGCUUCCCGCUUAAGCGACAGCAGGUAUCCUUGGAGUCCAACUCCUCUAUGAACUCCAACACACCCCUGGUCCGCAUUGCCCGGCUGUCCUCUGGAGAAGGUCCUGUUCUGGCCAAUGUUUCUGAACUUGAGUUGCCUGCUGACCCCAAGUGGGAGCUAUCCAGGACCCGGCUCACACUCGGUAAGCCUCUUGGAGAAGGCUGCUUUGGCCAGGUUGUCAUGGCAGAAGCUAUUGGCAUUGACAAAGAUCGAACUGCCAAGCCUGUCACAGUGGCCGUGAAGAUGCUGAAAGAUGAUGCCACUGACAAGGACCUGUCGGACCUGGUGUCUGAGAUGGAGAUGAUGAAAAUGAUUGGCAAGCACAAGAACAUCAUCAACCUGCUGGGGGCCUGCACACAGGGUGGGCCCCUGUAUGUGCUGGUGGAGUAUGCGGCCAAGGGCAACCUACGAGAAUUCCUGCGGGCACGCCGGCCUCCAGGCAUGGACUACUCCUUUGAUGCCUGCAGGCUGCCAGAAGAGCAGCUUACUUGCAAGGAUCUAGUGUCUUGUGCCUACCAGGUGGCCCGGGGCAUGGAAUACCUGGCUUCCCAGAAGUGCAUUCACAGAGACUUGGCUGCCAGAAACGUGCUGGUGACUGAGGACAAUGUGAUGAAGAUUGCAGACUUUGGCCUGGCCCGUGAUGUGCACAAUCUAGACUACUACAAGAAGACCACAAACGGCCGGCUACCUGUGAAGUGGAUGGCACCAGAGGCCCUGUUUGACCGUGUCUACACCCACCAGAGUGAUGUCUGGUCCUUUGGGGUCCUUCUCUGGGAGAUCUUCACCCUGGGGGGUUCACCGUAUCCUGGCAUUCCGGUGGAAGAACUCUUCAAGCUGUUGAAAGAGGGCCACCGCAUGGACAAGCCAGCCAACUGCACACAUGACCUGUACAUGAUCAUGCGGGAAUGUUGGCAUGCUGUACCUUCACAGAGGCCCACCUUCAAGCAGCUGGUAGAGGACUUAGACCGCAUCCUUACUGUGACAUCAACUGAUGAAUACCUGGACCUAUCUGUGCCUUUUGAGCAGUACUCGCCUGGUGGCCAAGAUACUCCUAGCUCCAGCUCCUCAGGAGAUGACUCUGUGUUCACCCAUGACUUGCUGCCCUCAGGUCCACCCAGUAAUGGGGGACCUCGGACGUGAGGGGUCAACAGUCCUCCAGACCAAGCCCCAGCCAAUGUUUACACAGACCCUAGCCCGCCCUGCUACUUCUGGUGUGCAGUGGAUUCCAGCCAGCCCAGUGUGAUGGAGCAGCAGUAGACAGGAUGUACGUGUGUGUGUGU
Molecule: messenger RNA, 2552 nt
Organism: Phodopus roborovskii (desert hamster)
Lineage: Eukaryota; Metazoa; Chordata; Mammalia; Rodentia; Cricetidae
Gene: Fgfr3
Product: fibroblast growth factor receptor 3
Exons: 17
Coding region: 1-2412 (803 amino acids)
Biological process (GO): fibroblast growth factor receptor signaling pathway; protein phosphorylation; positive regulation of MAPK cascade
Cellular component (GO): signaling receptor complex; membrane
Molecular function (GO): fibroblast growth factor receptor activity; fibroblast growth factor binding; ATP binding
Source: RefSeq, a predicted model, not a curated record